AUGUCUUUCCAGGCAUCGCAGUCCACUACCUCCUGGCGUCCCGCCCAAAAUCAAGACUUUCGCAAAGGAAUUGCAGGGCUCGGUCUCUCUGCACCAUCGAUGGGUGGCUUCUUUGAUAAGGAUCGUACCCUCCCCAUGUACAAAGACAAACCGUUCGCACCGCGACGCACGGCACCUCGGCGAUGGAGAAAACCACUGGGUAUACUGGGUAUCUUUACCUUGAUACUAUUAUGGUAUUUCUAUUAUAGCCCGGGUCUACCAGCGUGGAAAGGCGCAGAUUCGUCGGAUAGGGGCCUUGAACUCUGGAAAUUGGCACAGAGCUUAGAGAGUGCGCCUGCAAAGGGACCCGCGGAUUGGGAUGCACGCCGGGAGAAAGUCCGAGAUGCGUUCAUUGUCAGUUGGGAGGGAUAUGAAAAGGAAGCGUGGGGUUACGACGAGUAUCACCCUGUGUCUGGUGGCAACAGGAACAUGGUAAAGGGAGGCAUGGGCUGGAUCAUCGUUGACUCCCUGGACACUAUGAUUCUCAUGAACCUCACGUCGCAAGUUCGACAUGCGCGCCAAUGGAUCUCGACUUCGCUGCAGUACAACCAGGAUCAUGAUGUGAGCACGUUUGAGACCACUAUUCGUAUGCUGGGAGGCCUGCUCUCUGCGAACUAUCUCUCCACCAAGUACCCCACCCUCGCUCCCCUCACGGAUGAUGAUGUUGGGGAAGCUGGAGAGGACUUGUACAUUGAAAAGGCCACUGAUCUCGCGGAUCGCCUGCUUGGAGCCUUUGAAUCGCCCACCGGUAUUCCAUAUGCGAGUGUGAACUUGAACAAGUCCGAGGGUCUACAAUCACACAGCGACGGCGGUGCCUCGUCUACGGCAGAGGCAACCUCACUACAGCUCGAAUUCAAGUACUUGGCUAAGCUAACCGGCGAGCCUGAGUAUUGGAAUGUUGUUGAGAAGGUGAUGGAGGUUGCCGAUGGCCAGAGACCCGAGGAUGGUCUUGUGCCCAUCUACAUUAAUCCCCAGGAAGGGGUUUUCCAUGGUAAUAAUAUUCGCCUCGGUAGCCGGGGUGAUUCCUACUACGAAUACCUGAUCAAACAGUAUUUGCAGACAUCCGAACAAGAGCAUAUCUACAAGGAGAUGUGGGAUGAGUCUUUGAAGGGAAUUCGCAAACAUCUCCUUGCUUUCUCCAAGAACGCACAACUACUGGUUUUAGGCGAGCGUCCUUCGGGCUUGGAAGGCUCUCUUUCACCAAAGAUGGACCACCUAGUCUGCUUCAUGCCUGGCACAAUUGCGCUCGGUGCUACCGGAGGCAAGUCCCUGUCCGAAGCCAGGGAAUCUUCCAAGUGGUCCCAGCAACGCGAAGAAGAGAUUCUCAUCUCCAAGGAGCUAAUGAAGACCUGCUGGGCAACCUACAAAACGAACCCGACGGGACUUGCCGGCGAGAUCUCUCAUUUCAUUCUCGACAGCCCACCAGUGAUGAUGGCAGACAAGUACCCCAUCCCUUCCCUCAGCUCAAAGCCCAAGGAACUCCCAAGCAUCUCUCUCCCCUUGACCACUCAAGACGACGGACUAGAACCAUGGCGCAAAGACAUCGAAAUCCACCGAAUGGACCGCCACAAUCUCCUUCGCCCGGAAACCAUCGAAUCCAUCUUCUACAUGUACCGCAUCACUGGCGACGAAAUGUAUCGUGAAUGGGGCUGGGAGAUGUUCAAGUCCUUCGUCCAGCACACAUCCGUCGUCGAAGAAAAACAAUCGAAGCUCUCACCCGGCGACGUCGGCACAAUCAGCCGCAUCAAGGGCUUCACGUCCCUCGAUGACGCACUUACCAUCCCUGCUAAGAAGCGCGAUAAUAUGGAGAGUUUCUGGAUGGCUGAGACGCUUAAGUACUUCUACUUGCUGUUCUCGGAUCGGGAUUUCAUCUCCCUGGAAGAUCACGUGUUUAAUACUGAGGCGCAUCCGCUACCGAGGUUUAAGCCCACUGGUGAUUUAAAGACGGGGUGGGAGCGGAAGCCGGCGCAUACGAGUUAA
Messenger RNA from Penicillium atrosanguineum, 2019 nucleotides. Its product is annotated as glycoside hydrolase family 47 protein. Gene Ontology annotation, molecular function: mannosyl-oligosaccharide 1,2-alpha-mannosidase activity; calcium ion binding. Gene Ontology annotation, biological process: carbohydrate metabolic process; N-glycan processing. The record is from RefSeq and is a predicted model, not a curated record. Bases 1 to 2019 code for a protein of 672 amino acids. Lineage: Eukaryota; Fungi; Ascomycota; Eurotiomycetes; Eurotiales; Aspergillaceae. The transcript is spliced from 3 exons. Gene Ontology annotation, cellular component: membrane; endoplasmic reticulum.